CACCGAUUAAUUAAAAAAAAAAACAUAAUUGCAUAUAUAUAGGAAGGGCAUAGCGGGCGAAGUAACACGAGAACCCCCACUACUUGUUGAGUGCAGUUUGGAAUCGGUGUUUUCUCGGACUUCUUUGUUCUUCUUCGCUCGUACAACCUGGUGAAUGGAGAAUCCGGAUGCAAAUCAGCUUCCCGAGGUGGAUUCAAUGCCAGAUGGGUUUGUUGACAGUUCUACAGAGCAUCUUGCUCCUCAAACCCCGAAUUUCGAGCAAGAGAAGCCUGUGAACAACCGUAAAGAUGUUGUUUCAGAGCUUGAGCAUUCAAACGAAGCAUCCUUGGAAAUCACAGCAUACGAGUCUCAGAAAAGCCAUGGUAGGGCAGAGAAGACAGAGAAGCUGAGAACUUUUCCUGUUCCAUUGUCUGACUUCGAUAGUUUUGAAGCAAAUCUGCAAUUGGCAGAGGUGCCAGAUGAAAGCUGUGUGGAAGGAACAGAGGUCGCGGUGGGCAUGCCGGAUCCUGCUGUUGUUUCUAAAGCUUCAGUUGGGGUAUCUGAAUGCAGUGAAGUAAAAGAACAAGCUCAAGGGAGUUGUCAGAGUUCAGAGAAAUCUAUUGAAGGAGGGUCAGACGUAAAUGCAACGCAUAGAAAGGAAACAUCUUCAGAAACCACUGAAAUACUGAGAAAUGGAAAACAAGAAGUCACUGAAACCAAACGCAAGAAUACAAAGCGUUCAUUUAAAUCGGAGAAAGAGUUUCUGGAGUUCACUUUGAAGUAUCAGCAAGUUAUUGCAGAAAGAGAUGCAGCUAUUUCUGUUCGUGAUAAGCUUGAGUCUCUGUGUAGGGAGUUACAACGUCAGAACAAAAUACUUAUGGAUGAAUGCAAACGGGUGUCAACAGAGGGGCAAAGCUUGAGAUUAGAUUUGUCAGCAAAGUUCCAAGAUGCAAUCAAGGAUGUUAGUAAUAAGCUUGAAGAGCAAAAGGAUGAAUCGCUUUCGCAGCUUAAGGAAAAUGAGAUGUUAAGAAUUAAGUUGAAGCAACUUGUUGAUCAGUAUGAUCUUUCUGAAGAGCAACAUGCACAGCAGUUAAAGCAGAAAAACCUGGAACUUCAAAUUGCUGAUCUCAAAAUUAAGCAACAUGAAGCGAAAUUAGUCCAGGAGAAGUCCCAGAUGAAGUUAUAUGCAGAACAGGUCUCACAAUUGCUUGCAACUGAAAAGAAUUUGCGGUUGCAGCUGACGGCUGAUGGAGAGAAAUUCCAACAAUUCCAGGAAGCGUUACUAAAGAGCAACGAGGUAUUUGAAACAUUUAAGCAAGAGAUUGAGAAGAUGGCAAAAUCUAUCAAGGAACUGAAGAAGGAAAAUUUAUUUUUGAAGAGCAAAAGCGAGAAAUCCGAUGUUACCCUUAUAGAACUUGUUGGAGAGAGAGAGGGAUUGAAGAAACAAUUGGAGAAAAUGAAGAAACAGAAAGAAAAGCUUGAAUCAUUAUGCCGAUCACUCCAGGCAGAGAGGAAACAAGCUUCUACCGGGAGCAAUAGCUCGGAAUCGACUUUAUGAAGUCAGUGGCCCUUAUGACCUUGUAUGAAGCUUUAAAAGAAAUUUUGGAACUUUUGCUUCUUAAUUUAUACCCAUUUUCACAACUUAUAAAUUAAAUCCUUGAGAAUUUCAAAGAAUCGUCUCUUUAUCAAUGUAAGUGGGCGUGUUUGUUCCACAAUUAUGGUACUUGGUUGUAUUGCUCAGCUUGUAUUUUGCAUCUUUAUAUGUGAAAUCAAAAUUCUCAUUGGCACAUUAUAUAAGUUGGUUUAAUCUUA
This is a messenger RNA of Tripterygium wilfordii, 1791 nucleotides long. Its product is annotated as beta-taxilin-like. Gene Ontology annotation, molecular function: syntaxin binding. The transcript is spliced from 12 exons. Bases 155 to 1537 code for a protein of 460 amino acids. The record is from RefSeq and is a predicted model, not a curated record. Lineage: Eukaryota; Viridiplantae; Streptophyta; Magnoliopsida; Celastrales; Celastraceae.